CACAUAUGUUUGCCAUUGUUGCGACGAAAUUAAAUGCAGUGUGAGGUACAGCUAUUUGGAUAUUAGAAAUAAAUACAUUUUGUAACACUGGAUACGUGGGGGAAAACCCCGAAUAACUAAAAUGAGAGUUGGUAGUGUCUCUUACCUGCUAUUGUUUUCUAAUCUAAUCACCAUCACCAUCGCAAGAUGUUCACCAACUUUUGAAUCGUGCCCUUGUGGUAAAACUGGCACUGACGUCGAUAUUAAAAUCAUAAGAUGCAGUACAUUUAUGCGUGGUGUACCAUGCAGACCGUGUACGCGGUACAGCCGUUCUCAACUUUGUUCCGGUUUUGAGAAUUGUACAAACUGUGAAGAUCGACAAGCCGGUGGUUGCACAGAGUGUGGUCCCAAUAAAUAUGGGAGGUUUUGUGAAAAAGAUUGUGGGUGUUUAAAUGGUGGGACUUGUACGAAAUUAGGCAGCUGUACUUGUAAAUCUGGAUAUGUUGGAGAUCAUUGUCAGGCUAAAAAAGUUUUGGAUUGUGGACAACCUACAGAACCAAUAUAUGGUAAUAUGGUAGUCACAAAUACAACAGAAGGUGGAGUUGCGACGUAUAGCUGUCCUGAAAAUCAUCUACUCUAUGGUCCUAAAAAACGCACCUGUUCAGACACUGGACAAUGGUCAGGAUCUACACCCACAUGUGAAUAUACUUGUCCAGUUCAACAACCAUCAGACCACAUGAUUAUGGAUAUUGACUAUUUAUCAUUCAAACUGGGUGACUUCAGUAGCGAUAUAGAGAUAGUACGAACUGCCAAUUUCCGAUGUGAAGAAGGAUUCAGUUUGGUAGGACAUGACACAUUAAACUGUUUACCAGGGGGUAUAUGGAAUGGAAAACAACCAAAGUGUGUUCAGGGUUGUCCAAAGCCACCUAGUGUAGACCAUGGUGAUAUGAUUGGUUCUCAUUUCAUUCAGGGAUCAAAAGUUCAAUUUAAAUGUCACCAAACUUAUAGAUUAAAUGGCGCUGAUAUUAUUAUAUGUGACAAAGGAAUCUGGGAUAAUCCUUUUCCAAUAUGUGAUCCGGAACCCCGAUGUCCAGAAGUAAAUAUUCCGUAUGGUGAAGUCCAUUAUAAAGGGAAUCGUAUGAUUGGUACAGAAGCCAUCAUUUUAUGUGAUUUUGAUGGCAUCCUCGAUGAAAAGGAAGUAAGAAUUUGUGAAGAUAAUGAUGAAACUGGUAUAAGAAAUUGGUCAGGAGAAGACGAAUUUUGUGUUUGGGAAUACCAGGAAGAUAAUGAUAAUAAAUGCUAUCAUAAUGAACUUGAAAAUGGCUUUCUGAAAACUACAGUUAAUGGGUCGUUAGAAAAAAAUGACAGGGAUAAAAAUGGAUUUGUUCACAGUGACAGGAUACUAUAUGAAUGUGAUGAUGGAUAUUAUCUGAAGGGUGAAAGGGAAAAUUUUUGUGUUGAUGGGAAAUUGACAAAAGAAAUACCAUUGUGCAUAAAUGUUAUCACUUGUCCGAACCUAGUAGCACCUAAAGGAUGUAGUAGAUGUUUUGGAAAACACUGUUCUACUUCUUUGAAACCAAUUGCUGAUUGUGUACCAAGGAUUUCUGAUGUGCAUAUACCAAAUGAUCUCUUCCCAAAUGGAACUGUCAUAGAAUUUAUUAACGAUCCAGUUUUAUAUAGUUUAUCUGGAUCAAGACGUCGCACUUGUCAAAAUGAUGGUAAAUGGUCAGGUCCCGAGACAGUCUGUGAGCAAAAGUGCGGUAAGCCGUCCAGUUCUGUUUUGGUACGAAAUAAACAGGGAAUUCCUGUAAGAGGUCAGUGGCCGUGGCAGGCCAGUAUAUAUUGGAAAACUGAUGGUCACUUAGAACUUAAGUGUGGAGGAUUUCUGAUAUAUGAUGAAUGGAUUGUUACAGAUGCUCAUUGUGUCACAAAUGCGAAAAGCGAAAAUCCAAAGGACGAAGACGUUAUCGUAAGUUUAGGUCACGUAGAAAAACAAGAUGUAAAGGCACCAGACUUACAGGUUAACACAAUUUAUCCCCACCCAGACUAUGAUUUUGAAACAUAUGAGUCGGACAUUGCAUUGAUUAAAUUAAAGAAAACUGUGAAAUUUAACAGAUGGAUCCGUCCAGUUUGUCUUCCAAAGAGCUACAAUGCAAGUUCCAAUAUGACAGGUGUUGAGGGCGUAUUCACUGGUUGGGGUGGCAGAUUACCACACCUGAAAAUGACUAAAGUCCGCAUCAUUGGUCAAGAAGUUUGUAGACAGUUUUAUAAAGAACGGAAAAUUGAUCUGGCAAGUGAUAAUCAAUUCUGUGCAAGGGUAGUAGUGAGUAAUCGAUCUGAUGCCUGUAGGGGUGAUUCUGGUGGACCUUUAGUGAUACAAGACAAAGAAGGAAGGUGGCAAGCUAUUGGAAUGGUCAGCUGGGGAACAGGUGCAUGUAAUAGUACAUCAGGAGAUGUGGAUGUUUAUACACGUAUACAGAAUUUUAUUAAAUGGAUCGGGCAUAUUACUGGCAAAGAAGCACCACCAUGACAAUACAAAUAGAAGGGACAAACCUCUGGAUAAUCCUUUUUAGUCUGUACAUCAUGUAAAAAAGGAUAUUGGUUCUUCUGAAGUUAAUAAUAUACUUUUUACAAUAUAAAAUUUUGAGCAUUGGAUCUGCACUAAUAUACAUAUUGUUUUCUUGACUGAUGCAAAAACUCGGUGAAACAUGGAUGAUCAACUCUCAAUUACAAAAGGGCUUCUCUGUAUUCUAACCAAACAGUACCAUUAAUUCUCCACCCCCCCCCCCCCUACUGUGCAAAUCAACUGUGUGACUCAUGGAUAAAAAAAAUAUAAACAAAAAAAAAAUGAAGUAGUGUGUAGCCCAAAUAAAAUAUUUAUUUCCUGAACAAUACAACAGUAAAUAUCGCCAUAUAAAUUAUCAAUCUAAUGUAACAUUGUCAUAGCUUUUACAAAAUAAAAUAUAUAAUACUAUAAAA
Molecule: messenger RNA, 2958 nt
Organism: Patella vulgata (common limpet)
Lineage: Eukaryota; Metazoa; Mollusca; Gastropoda; Patellidae
Product: limulus clotting factor C
Exons: 18
Coding region: 122-2509 (795 amino acids)
Biological process (GO): proteolysis
Molecular function (GO): serine-type endopeptidase activity
Source: RefSeq, a predicted model, not a curated record